AUGGCUGAGAACGGAGGCCUCAUGCCGGAUGAUGGACCCUCUCCUCCUCUUGCCAAGAAGGUCUGCACCGGAGAAGCAUCGUCCUCCGCGCAGCCUGUACCUAUUCAGCAGCCCGAACCUGACGCCAGGUUUGACGGCAUUCCUGACAUCACGUUCAACGCGGCGGAAGCAAGUUCCAUGCCGCAAAUGUCGUUGAAUGGUCCACACCAAUGGCUGCGCCGCAAACGCGGUAUAGUGGGUGUUGUUGAUUAUACGCUCGUUCGUGACACCAUUACGCUUGUAACGAUCAUGUUCCCUGACAAUCUUGCCGAGCAUCACCGCAGCAAGAUCGUGAACCGUGUGCGCCUCGGCUUGCGAGCAUCGCAGUUCCUCCACUCCGGCCUUGUUCCCCAUUUUGAGUCAUCAGCGGGAGAGACCCUGCGCUUGCCACGCCGCUCUUACGCAUGUCACAUCCUCCAGCUGUUGACGCGUGAUGACACAAGGGAUUCGGCAGCUGCUCACUACUAG
Molecule: messenger RNA, 507 nt
Organism: Closterium sp. NIES-65
Lineage: Eukaryota; Viridiplantae; Streptophyta; Zygnematophyceae; Desmidiales; Closteriaceae
Source: the annotation of a GenBank genome assembly